Lytechinus pictus (painted urchin) is the source of this 4776-nucleotide messenger RNA. Its product is annotated as OTU domain-containing protein 4-like. The record is from RefSeq and is a predicted model, not a curated record. Gene Ontology annotation, biological process: protein deubiquitination. NCBI's taxonomy places the organism in Eukaryota, Metazoa, Echinodermata, Echinoidea, Temnopleuroida, Toxopneustidae. Gene Ontology annotation, molecular function: cysteine-type deubiquitinase activity. The transcript is spliced from 23 exons. Bases 184 to 3171 code for a protein of 995 amino acids.
AGCGCUGGUGAACUUUGUUGCGCAUGUAUUUUCCCCGAGAGAACGAGGCACGUAAGGGAGGCAGACCGCAUGGCCUCGUCAUUUCUGCAUUAAUUUUCAUUUAUUUGAUAUAUAUUUUUAGGAAUCCAAAGCAGGAUCAAAUUUUGAUUAUUUUGACUUCUUUAUUCGCAUAAAUUUCGCAUAAUGCCGAGAUAUAUAAAAACUUUUGAACCCAUUGAUGAUUUUCUUGCUUCGCAAGGACUCGUGAGGAAAAUCACGGCGAAGGAUGGAUCUUGCCUUUUUCGAGCGGUUGCAGAACAGGUGUUCCAUACGCAAGCCCUCCACAACGAUGUCCGCCAAGCCUGUAUCAGGUUUAUGGAGCGCAAUAAGGAGCACUUUGAACCUUUUGUUGAAGGUCCAUUCGAACAGCACCUAGACAAAUUGCAGACUGCAAAGGAAUGGGCUGGUCAAGUGGAAAUCAGUGCUUUGUCAUUAAUGUACAAGAGAGAUUUCAUCAUAUAUCAAGAUCCUGGGAAACCCCCAAGUAAUGUGACUCAGAAUGGAUAUCCUAACAAAGUGCUUCUAUGUUUCUCCAACAAUAAUCAUUAUGACAGUGUAUUCACCAAGCAGUACCAGAAUAGUCUUGGGGUGUGUCAGUCCAUUGUCUAUGAGAUCUUAUACAAGAGAGUGUUCAACAUUGCCAAGGAGGCUGAUGAAGCUGUAGAGGUCUUACGGAACUCACCAGGCAAGAAGCCCCAUUCAAGACAUUAUGGAUACUCAGAUCAUGGGCCUAAUGCAGGAGGAGAUUCACUCAAUCAACGAUCGCCAAGGAGACAUGAGGAUGAGGAACGCGACAGGUUUGGAAGACUGAGGAUAGAAAAAAGACGUCCUCCUCUGCCUUACAAGGUAGCCAAGGCUUUGGAUCCAGAUAUGUACAGGAAUGUUGAAUAUGACUGCUGGAAUGCAGGAAACAAAGAGCAAGUACAUCAGGACUAUCUGCUGGCCACAGGUUUGCAAUUUUGUCCUGGAGACAAAGUACAGGUGGUCAUUGAUGAUAGUAAGAAAUGGUACAGUGCUCAUAUCCAGGAGGUCAAGCCAGAUAAAGGACCCAUUACAGUCUUUGUGGAAGAUCUAGGAGAAAAGUAUGAGAUUCCAGUGAAAAAUGUGAAACCACACCCCUCCAAUCCACCAAGAUCAUGGACUGUAGUUGGCCCACGUGGGAGCUUUAAGGGUGCGUCAAACUAUCACCAGAAAUAUAGUAAUGGUGUUCAGAAUGGGGAUUUCAGACCAAGAACCAAACCACCUGUCAAAUGGGGGUCGCGUGGUCAGAACGUGAUGGUAUUGGCCCAGUCUUUCCCCCCUGGAGGGGAGCCCAUGGGUGAAGGUCAGAAUAUACCCUAUCAGAUGAGAGGCCAGCAGAAUGGAAGUCAUAAGGGACCAAAAUCACCCUCUCCAUAUAGGUCUACCACACCACCCCCUCGGUUUAUGAACAGGGGUAUUGAGGGCCACCUGGAGCAGAUAGGGAGAGGGAGAGCUCCGGGGUACCAAGGAGCACACAUGAUGCAAGAUAACAGGGGAGGCAGAGGACGAAUGUGUAACCCCGGUAUGCAGGGUGGUGGGUAUCCUUAUGAAGGUGAUACAUGUAUAUCCAGUGAAGAGAUGGAGGAUAGGAAGUCUUUUGAAGAGAACAUGGUCAUCUACGAAGCUCAAGAUCCUACCAUGUUUCCACCACUGCAUUCUAAUUGCGGACUUCAAGGUGGUCCAGGCAGCAAUCCAGCUCAAUUCUGGAGUAAGAUGAGGAAAGAUGGUAGGAGAAGCAUAUCACCACAGCAACGGAUGGACUCGCCAUCGCCACAUAUGACAGACAAGAGAGGAUCUGAUCCUAUGGAUGCCAUGUUACCAGGGCAGUUUCAGGAUAUGAUGCUGUCAAGUCAAGAUCAAAGAGGCUUAGAUGCGGGUUGUAUGGAUCAACGUUACAGUCCAAUUACCACCAUUACUGAUGAUGGCAUGAUACACCCCUCCACCUCACCAUCCAUACCUAAGAGUGCUACACCAUCUAGUCUUAGUGUCAGUCCCUCUCUAGACCCACAAUCAGGGUCUCCUCCUACCAUAGCUCCGGCAGGGUACGUGCCACCUAUGGCCAUGGGACUGCCAUUCUACCAUUUCUUCAUUUCAUUGACAGACUGGAAUAUAUCAGGAAAUGUCAACUUCAACACACAAAUUUCACGAGAUCCAAACGGCAGUGAUCUACCACUAUCAGAUAUCAGCACAUCUCGAUUCUUCUUCAAUUUGGGUGUAGAGUACUACCGAAGGGUUUGUAUGAUCCAGCAGCUACAACACCAACAGUGCUACCAAUUCCCUGCAUCAGGCCAUGUCCCCCAACAGCAGCAGCAGCCUCCACAACAUGGAACCUCCCCGGCCUACACCCACAUGAUGCCCCAUGCCACUGGUAUCGGCAUGGUUGGCCCACCCAUGGGCGGUGGCGGUGGCGGUGGUGGUAAGGGUAUGUAUGAUGUAGGAGGUGGGGUGGCAGUUCUCGCCUCCGGUGGUUGCGGUGCUGGUGGUGCCGGUGGUGGAGGAGCAGGUGGACAAGAAGACGAUGACCAGCAGGAUGGACAGGUUGGAUAUGAGGCUCAUGGUGGUCAAGGAAGAAACUUCAACCAGAGCUACAUGUCUGAGCCGAUACCCAUCAACAGUACAGCUAUUUCUCAACCUAACAGUACUGUAUAUGCUAACAUGUGCAAUGUAGGAGGUGAAACCUAUGUCCCUGUGGCCUACCAGUCACAAGGCAUGCAGCAUCAAAGCCCAGUUCCAGCCAAUCAGAUGGGAGUGGCAUCUACCACCCAGAACCCUUACAUGUACUCCCAACCAGUAACCGCACCCAUGGGGUACACAGGGGGUAAGAUGCUGCCACACCCUAACCCCCAAGCAGCUUAUUCUCCCAACAACCCUGUUACCUAUGUCCAGAUGGCCUCACCUGCAGUGUCUCACCAGCAGCAACAUCAUCCACAACAUCCACAACAAACCUGCUUAGCCAUGCAAAACAACCAAGGCAAUGUUGUAGCAUCAAGCAGUGGCCAGUAUUCAACUCACAGCACCUCGGUGGUAAGCAACAGCAGUUGCAGCAGCCAAGAUAGUGGUAUCCUGAGCUGCAGUCCUCCGCAGGUGCCGUAUGCCGCAAGUGGCCAGUAACGAGUUGACCUUCUGCCUAGUUGGUAAGCAACUUUGUGGUAAGCCAUAUAUAAGGAACAAUUACAGAACCUGUUGGAUAGAGUUGUAAAUGUCAGCAAGUCAUCCAUUGUGUUAGAGCUGAAAUAAUGGAAUGCAUAUAAUACAUCGAUGAAAAUGAUGUAAUGGUGCUAUCAGUAACAAAGACUACAGGAGUGUGAUUGUGUUAACAGAGUGGAGUCUGAACAAAAUGAUUGCGAAUGCCUACAACAGUUAUUUUUCUGCAAAUUUCUUGUUUGUUUGCAUUUUAUAGAUUAAGUAUUUUGAGAUGUGCCUUAUUUGGGAAAAUGUUGUACAAAUUGGUAUUUAGUAACAAGGUGUUAUAGUGAGACAUGUACUUAAAUUGAUGGUGGAUUAGCCCUUUAAGGCAAAGAGUUUAUGCAAUGACCGUUCAGGGGUUUUUUUUAUGUUGAAAAGUAAGAUGUAAUUUUACUAUUGCUUUAAACAAUUUUACUUUCCUUUUUGCCUUUGAUCUUUCUCUUCAUUAAAAUACUAUUUGAUUAUUUCCACAUUGAGUACACUGAUUCAUCCUUAUGCAUGUAUGUAUGUACAUGGAAAAAAUACAACUCGUAUUAGUUUAAUAUACGGUAACUAGUUUAAAAUACUUGAAAUAGUUCUAAAGGAAUUGUGCAGAAGAAAUGUAUAUAAUAAUGUAUGUAUUUGAGAUCUAUACUAAGCACAUGUAAAAAGGAAAUUUGAAAAGGCAAAUGGAAAUGUGUUCCACAUUAAAGUAAGUAUAGAAGUAAUAUAUAUAUAAUAUAAGAUUUGGCCUCCUCAACUUUCCUAUUGGCAAUGAUGAAGAGAAAGAGAAAGGUGGAGUGAAUUUAUAGUAUCUUCCACAUUGCAAAUUCCUUCCUGAGAUAGACUGGUCUCUUCUUAAUUCAUUAAUACAGUACAUUUACAUUGCUAUCAUUAUAAUCUGAAGUGAAUGUGCACUGCCUAAUCCUUUAGAAGUAACACACAACAAUGUUUGUUUUUUUACAUAAAUCACAAUAAAUGUAAGUUAAAACAUCUCAACCAUUUCUUGAUCUAUACAGAUUUCUUUUCUGCAUAAUUUUCACCUAAACUUGACAAUUGACAAUUAAAAUGAGAAUUUUUGAAAUAAAAUGAAUACUCCUCCCCUCCCCCAAGCUAUUAGUCUAUGUCUUCCAUGUUGAUUAUCUACAACAUGAUACUUCAAAACAUUCCCAUUGAUAUGUAUAUAUCACAAUAUAUUAUAUUUUUGGAUAUAUACUCAAAAAUGUUUCAUCAUAUGUUGUUUGAAAACAAUAUGGAAGAUGUAAAAGUGAUACCUUGUCUUAUAGAUACCUAAGCUAGGCGAUGGAUUGAACUUGAAAUCAAAGAAAUUUUUUGGUGGAAAAAAAAUGUUGGUUGAAUGCUCGGGUGCAUUUUUAGAAUCAAAUCUUCGUAAAUCAGAUGCAUUUCAUCAGAAAUAUAUGCUACAUAUGUCUACCACUUAAUAUGCAUUUUAUUGUGUACUCCAAUGUUGUUUAUGUUAAUUCCUAGUUUAGAUUAUUUUGCAAUGUAUUUAUCUUGUGUUUUGUUAUGUUGAAUAAUGGGUUGUGCUUC